Molecule: messenger RNA, 2677 nt
Organism: Aspergillus nidulans FGSC A4
Lineage: Eukaryota; Fungi; Ascomycota; Eurotiomycetes; Eurotiales; Aspergillaceae
Gene: exgO
Product: exo-beta-1,3-glucanase Exg0
Exons: 3
Coding region: 100-2445 (781 amino acids)
Cellular component (GO): extracellular region
Molecular function (GO): polygalacturonase activity
Source: RefSeq, a predicted model, not a curated record
CUGUCAUUUGACAGCAACCGAUUCAUAUUAUUAUUUACUCGCUGCUGGUCAGUGAAGAGCUCGCCAUCUUGACGCAGCUCCAAACCAUACUUAGCAAUCAUGCGUUUUACCAACAUUCUUCUGCUCUUAGCCGGGUCCGCCUGGGUUGGAGCGAGUCCUGUUGCUUCUGGUGAGACCGAGAUCGUUGCGAGACAGUCGUCGUCGGAGUACUGGGUGGGCACUAUAGAGAACCGUGGGGCGGUGCCAUUUGGGGACGACGCCGACUACCAAGUACACCGCAAUGUGAAGGAUUUCGGUGCUGUUGGUGACGGUACAACGGACGAUACCGAUGCCAUCAAUAAGGCCAUCUCUUCUGGCAACCGCUGCGGUCAGGGCUGCGACUCGUCCACCACGAAGCCCGCCGUGGUUUACUUCCCUGCCGGCACAUACCUCGUCUCCAAACCCAUUGUUCAGUACUACUACACCCAAAUGGUUGGUGAUGCCAACAACCUUCCUGUUCUCAAAGCGUCUGCCGACUUCUCUGGUAUGGCCGUCGUCGACGCAGACCCAUACACCGAUGACGGUUCCAACUGGUACACUAACCAGAACAAUUUCUUCCGUUCGAUCCGUAACUUCGUCGUUGACCUGACUGCCAUGCCCCAAUCCUCUGGAGCUGGUAUUCAUUGGCAGGUCGGCCAGGCUACUAGCCUGCAGAACAUUCGCUUUGAAAUGAUCAAAGGCGGAGGCUCUGAGAACAAGCAGCAGGGUAUCUUCAUGGACAACGGCUCCGGCGGUUUCAUGACGGACCUGACCUUCAAUGGUGGAAACUACGGCAUGUUCGUCGGUAAUCAGCAGUUCACCAGCCGCAACCUGACCUUCAAUGACUGCAACACUGGUGUUUAUAUGAACUGGAACUGGGCCUGGACCUUCAAGUCAAUUACCUUCAACAACUGCAACCUCGGUCUUAAUAUGUCCAACUCGCCUUCUAACCAGACUGUUGGUUCUGUCCUGCUGCUCGACACCGAGUUCGUCAACACACCCACUGGGGUCGUGACCGCCUGGGGCAGCGACAGCAUUCCCGUUGGCGCCGGUACGCUCGUCCUAGAUAAUGUCGACUUCAGCGGCGCUACCACCGGUGUUGCUGGUGUCGACGGCACUGCUAUCCUUGCCGGUGGCUCUGUUGUAGACAACUGGGUUCAGGGAGGUAUCUACCGCCCCGCGUCCGUCAACAAGCGCGCCACCCGCAUCCAGACUGCUCUUCCCGGCGCCACCAAGCCUGCAUCCCUCCUCUCCAGCAGCAGCGGCAAGAUUUUCGAGCGCUCGAAGCCCCUCUACGAAAGCUACGCCUCGUCUUCUUUCAUCAGCGUUAAGGCCAACGGCGCCAAGGGCGACGGCUCAACGGACGACACGGCUGCCAUCCAAAAGAUUUUCGACAGCGCAACAUCUGACCAGGUCGUCUACUUCGACCACGGCGCCUACGUCCUCACUGACACCGUCAAGGUCCCCUCCAACAUCAAGAUCGUUGGCGAGGUCUGGCCCGUCCUCAUGGCUUACGGCGACAAGUUCUCCGACGAGCAGAACCCCAUCCCCCUCCUGCAAGUUGGCCAGCCCGGCGAAACCGGCUCCGUCGAAAUCUCUGAUCUCACCAUCCUGACCAAGGGACCCGCCCCCGGUGCGAUCCUCAUGGAAUGGAACGUUGCCGAGGAAACUCCUGGCUCUGUCGGCAUGUGGGACGUGCACUUCCGCAUCGGCGGCUCCGCAGGAACAGAGCUGCAGUCCGACACUUGCGCUAAGACUCCCAACUCUACCACUACCCCAAACACCCAGUGCAUCGGCGCAUUCAUGCUCCUGCACCUGACGGAAAAGUCAACCGCUUACCUCGAGAACGUUUGGUCUUGGACCGCCGACCACGAACUCGACCUUGAUGAUCACAACCAAAUCAACAUCUACAACGGCCGUGGCAUCCUUGUUGAAUCCCAAGGUCCCGUCUGGAUGUACGGCACCGCCGCCGAACACAACCAGCUGUACAACUACCAAGUCUCUAACGCGAAGAACAUUUUCAUGGGCUUAAUCCAGACCGAAACACCAUACUACCAGGCGAAUCCCAACGCGCUCGUACCCUUCACGCCACAGGAUUCCUGGAACGAUCCAGACUUCUCCUACUGCACGACGGAUGCAUGCAGGAAAGCCUGGGGUCUGCGCGUUAUCAACUCGUCCAGCGUGUAUGUCUACGGUGCGGGAUUGUACAGUUUCUUUGAAAACUACGGCCAGGAGUGCUUGGGUGACUCGUGCCAGGAGAAUAUGGUGCAGGUAGACUGCUCCGACGUGCAUAUCUUCGGUCUCAGCACGAUUGCAUCAGAAAAUAUGAUCACCAACUCCGAUGGGUCGAGUCUCGUGCCGCAGGAGGGAAACAAGAGUACGUAUUGUUCAACAAUUGCGUUGUUUGAGCAGACGUCGCAGGCGUGAGCAUGAGUUACGUUUAAAGUUUUGGGACGGGAUAGAUUGUUUACUUCAUUUUCACCUCUGUCUCUAUCUAUCUAGGUAUGGUAUAUAGUUCGUUGGAGGUUUAGUCGGUCCUGUGGUCUGCGUUAUCUAAAUAGACGAGGCCUAGGGUGGACUUUGUUGAUACCAUUAUAUUUACUAUUUACCGUUCGACUGAGUCUGUUCAGAUAAUAUGGCUUUUGCGAUACCACUGCGA